Messenger RNA from Lampris incognitus (smalleye Pacific opah), 2465 nucleotides. It is a transcript of the gene slx4ip, whose product is annotated as SLX4 interacting protein. Lineage: Eukaryota; Metazoa; Chordata; Actinopteri; Lampriformes; Lampridae. The record is from RefSeq and is a predicted model, not a curated record. The coding region runs from base 1 to 1593 and encodes 530 amino acids. The transcript is spliced from 7 exons.
AUGACGCAGCGGCUCAGGAAUCUACUCUGCAGCCCUCUGCACAGCUUUCCCCGGCACUCACAACUCACGAGCCAGCGCCACAAACACACUGUGUGCUUUAGGGCUGAUGUGGGGUGCAUCGUCGCUGCUCGGCAAACAUUUAGGAUUAUCGCCUUUGUUAAUCCUGUAAUUGCACGUGUGCUUGGCUCUGGGACGGCCGAUAAAACAACCAAACACUUUAGAAGCGAGGGGGAACGCGGGGCAACAGAGUGUGGGAACUUCGCCGUGCUGGUGGAUCUCCACGUUGUGCCCCUGGGCAGCCGAGAGGACCCCAGCUGGUUUACUACGCAGCACAUCAAGGAAGUUACAACUGCGGUCCGAGACGACGUGGACCACAGAGUCAAGCAGUACACAGUGUUCGCCCGCAGUCGGAACCAGCCCAAGCAGAGGAGGGAGCUGGGCCCGGCCGCCACUCUGUGUGUGAAAGGAGAAAGCUUCAACCUCGUGGCUGGCUUUCAGAAGCGACACGUCAACCUCAGAUGCGUUGCCAAACAACAGCAUUAUGCGGCGUUGCGUGUGUUUCCUGAGCGCUACGUUGUGUGUGUGAGCAGUCCGGAGGAUGCCUCGGUGCACCAUGGAAACCCGAGCUCCGCCGUGACUGAGCUGAGCGAACAAAGCAGAUCAGAAUAUUUUUCCAGAGUGGGAGAAACCCAAGAGCCUUUAAACAGCCCCACAAAAACAAAGAGGACCUUGCUUCAAAAGAUAGCCAGAUGCGCCGGCAUCCAGAGAGGGCUCAAUGCAGCCGGUGUGGGGGAGCAGCAGCUUGACCAGAGUGUCCGUCCUGAAGACCAGGAACAGGAGAUAAAACCUGAAGAGUCCAAAUCAAGCCCUGUAGAGGUAGGAUCCAAUCCUGGAGACCCUACUGUUAGCCCUGGAGAGAAGGCGCCUUCCCCAGAAGCGGCGCGCCAGCCAAUUAUAGAGGCUUUCCCUACCCUUUUAGACGAGCUCAGUCCCCAGGUUGAGGGUAGGGGACCGCAAAACCUGAAACCAGGCCAGCAGACUGAGAAUGGCCCUCCAGACAGCGUCGAUCAUGAGGGGGUCUCUUUAGUUUCCUCCCAGCUUGAACCCAGUCAGGAGAGCAGCGGCAGCAAGAGGCGCAAGCCUGGUGAUACCGGGGAAGACCCUCAACCGCAGAGGGCCAAGAGGACGUGCCUUGGAGAACCUCCAGUCUUGUUAGCCCGCGAGCUCAUGAUGCAAACCCCCUCCAUUGAACGCGCCUCGCAAACAUCCCAGUUCGAUCCACUUCCUCCGCCGCCCCUUCCUCCGGUCGUAGCCAAAGCCGAGGCAGAGUCCAAGGCUUUCCCAGUCUCCAAGUGCAAGAAAACCACACUGGAAGUGGAGCUGCUUACUCCAGGGAAACGGGCCCAGAGGCUCCCCCUCACAAGCAAUAACACGGAGCAGACAAACCAAAACAGGCUGGCCACAAGUCUGAGGGGCCUAUCUGUCAAGCCUGCAUCCUCAGGCUCCUCUAUUAGUUCCAGAUCCACAGUCGGAGAGGAGGGGAGUCAGAAUGUGCCCAGAACCUCCAGAUUACGACGGCAAAAGAGGUCCUGAGAGGGAGAGACAAGCUGGAGUAAAGAUGCCUGACGCCAUGGAGAUAGAGAUGAUAUUGUGUCAGGCUAAGUGUUUACCGUUUAAAAGUCUCCUCCACAGAGUCGAGUCAUCAGCUACACACACAUGUACACUUGUCCACGUUUCACACUUACAAACCCCUUGUUCCACUUACACAUACUGCAUGUGCAAAGCACACAGGCACACACACACACACACACACACACACCCACACACACACACGAGCACAGACAGAUCGAAUGCUUAACAUAUUGCGGCAAUUGAUUCAUGAGUGUUUGAGUUAUGCUUUGUCAAAUAGUUGAAACAGUUUUUGCCUCCACCCAUAAGUAGCGGUGGUCGAGGGAGGCUCGCAAAUGAAAGUCAAAAAACCUUUAAUUGGAGUUUAGAUUUGGUUUUGUGUUAAAGAUUGGGGAUUUCAGACAGGCAGGAGCCAUGCAGUACGUCAUGGCUUCCAGCCUGAAACACUGGCUCCUACGUGUCUGAAAACUGUCUAGUUUCCUCGCUGAAGCCGAAGCCUUUGAUUGAAUCUUAUUUCCAGAUUUGCUCAUUCACUCUCUUUGUUUUUAAACUCGUGUUCAAGCCUCUUUUUUGACUCGGUGAUUAACAUGCAUUCGUGCACCCUUUGCCAACUACUUAGCGGCUGUCGUGCAACUCCAGCUUAUCUGCGUCGGUGCCGCGGCGCACAACCGCCGCGUCGUGCUGAACUGUCUCGGGAAGUUUGUUGGUAUAACAACAGUUUUGAAGUAGUCAUUUUUUUUAUAGUACGGCAAUAGCUGGCACCUAUUCAGCAUCAACGGGCGAGGUGCAGCCGGUCGUGCUCUGCACCGCAGAGGACUUCGACUUCAUAAUUAAAC